GGUAGUUUUGUUAGUAAAAAAAAAAAAAAACAGAAAAAACAUAAAAAAACUGAAGAAGAAAAUUUAUUUUUUUUUUAAUUUCAAUUUUUUCUUUUCUCAUAAUUGAAAUUAAAAAUGUGUUAAAAAUAUAAAAGAAAAACUUAAAAAUAAUUAAAAAAAAUCAAUUUUAUAAUAAAAAUUGAAAUUUCAAUUAAAUAAAUGUAAUUUUCUUUUAUAAUUUUCAAUUUAUUUGAAGAAAAUAAAAAAAAAGAACAAGAAAAAAAAAUAAAUCAUUUUUGCAUAGCAAAGACAGGAAAGACAGAGAGAGAGAGAGAGAGAAAAAAAAUCAUGAAUUUUUAUCUUUCAGAAAUAAUUUUUCAGUAAAAAAAAAAUUUUUUUUUUUUUGCCUUUUAAAUGAAUUUUCUUACCGGAAAAUUUACUUAAUUUUACUUUUAUAUUUUAAUAAUCAUUUUAAGAAUUCAUUUUAAUUUAAAAUCUUUAAACGAAAACAAUAUUUUCUUUCAUAAUUAUUUAUAAAAACUCUUAUAAUAUUUAUAUUAUACUUUAUUGUAGCAAUUAAAAAAUUGAAAAAUCAACCUAUCAGAGAGAAUCGAAUGAAUUUGUUUUAUUGAAAUUAAGCUACAUUGUAAAAAGGAGAAAAAAAUUCAAUUAUUUUAAAUAAAGUAUUUGAAGAAAAUUUUCGGUUUCGGUUGUUUUGUGAUGUUUAAAUUAAAAAAAAAUAUAUGUAUAUACAUAAAAAAGUAAAAGUAAUAAAAAAUUUUUAAUGAAUGAAUUUUGAUAAUUUUUUUUUUAUAAAAAAUUAAGGUGUGUUACACACUCUUUUUACCAAUAUUGAAUAUUGUAUAAAAUUGAUACCUAAAAUGAAAUAAAAUGCAAAAAAAAAAAUUAAAGUGAAAAAUUAAAGAGAGGAGAGAAGGAAAUAAGAAUUUUAUUUCUUUAGUAUACCUUAAUGUAAUUAAAUUCAAUUUUAUUUAAUAAAUAUUUGGAAUAAGUUUCUUUAUAAAAAAUAUUGUGAGAAAUUAACCAUAAUAAAAAUUUAUUUGAAUUUCAUACAUACAUAUGAACAUAAUAAUAUUUUAAUAUCGUUGUCGCCGUGUGUCUUGAUCAUUGUUUUAUUUAAAGAAAAAAAAUAACUACCUAGUGGUUUUAUUUUAUAUUUUUACAAUUACGUACAUAUAUAUGUAUGUAUGUACAAACAUCAAAUUUUACACCAUACUAAAUGAAAAGGAAAAUUUGUAUAUACUUAUAAAUUGCAAACUUAUAAAUAUUUUAAUUAAAAAAGAGAAUUAUUUAAUAAUAAUAAUAAUUAUUAUUAUUGCCUACUUAUUAUCUACUACAAUAGCUAGAAGGAAACAAGGAAACGUUACGAAUUAACUGUUUUAAUCUUUUUAUACUUAUGUGAAAUUAACGUAGACUGAAGCCAAAACAUCCAAUUAAACAAAACAUCGUUCAAAAACAAAACAAAAACAAGGAAAUCAACUUAAAUGAAAACUACAUUUUACAUAAAAUAACAUUUGUUUUUCGCAAUUACAUAUAUAGUAUAAUAAAAACGUCACUCAAAUAAAUCGUAUAAAAUAGUUAUACAAAAAGCGUAAAUUGUAUACCGAUUAAAACUAUUAUACAACAAAAUAAUAUAAGAAUAAAUAAAAAUCAACCAAAUAAAUACAAAAUAAUCAAUUUUUUUUUUAAUUUUUGAAAACGGAAAUUCCCUUUAACGCGAAAAACAAAAUAAAAUAAUUAAAAUUGUAUAAUAUUUAAUAAUAUUUUAUAAAAUAUGGCAAAUAUAUUUAAAAUAUAUAACAAUAAAAUAAAUUUAUAAGUCUGAUUAACACAAAAAAGAGAAAAAAUAUAAAUAAAAUUUAAACCGUAUAACAAGAAUUAAAAAAUUAAAAUACCAACAACAAAUUUUUAUAAAUAAUCUCAGUUGAUAAAACAAAAACAACAAAAAAAAAAGAAUAAGUGAAAUUUUUUUUACAUGUAGUAAAAUUUUUUUUGUUCUCCUUUUUUUUUUCUUUGCAAAAAAAUUAUUAUUUCUUUUUUUAUUUUAAUAAACACAACAAACAAAGAAAGAAAGAAAUUUUAAUAACAAAACAAAAAAGUAUAACAAAAAUCGCUUUUGUUUUUUUUUUUUGUAUAAAACUUAAUCCUGGAAUAAAAGGCAACUUAAAAACACCAAAAACACCAAAAACAAAAAAAAAUUAUAACAGAAAAUAUGAGUGAACAAAGUAUAAUUGGUGCUCGGGCUUCUGUAAUGGUAUAUGAUGAUGGUCAAAAAAAAUGGGUACCAUCUGGUACAUCAUCAGGCCUAAGUAAAGUUCAAAUAUAUCAUCAUCAACAAAAUAAUACAUUCCGUGUUGUUGGUAGAAAAUUACAAGAUCAUGAAGUUGUUAUUAAUUGUUCAAUAUUAAAAGGAUUAAAAUAUAAUCAAGCGACACCAACAUUUCAUCAAUGGCGUGAUUCAAAACAUGUAUAUGGUUUGAAUUUUUCAAGUCAACAAGAUGCUGAAGCAUUUGCUAGAGCAAUGAUGCAUGCAUUAGAGGUUUUAAGUGGUCGUGUUAUACCGAAUACAGCACCACCUCCAACAAAUGGUAAUAUAUAUGAAGAGGAUAUGGGUUAUAGAACAAUGACUAGAGAAGAUGCCGCAAUUAUACAACAGCAACAAAAUUUAACUGGUACAACAACACCAUCAGCGCAGACACCAACUUCACAAAAUAAUUCCAAUAUACCACAAAGUCCACCAGCAGCACAACAGGGUCAUCAUCGUACAAGCAGAAAUUCUAUUAGUGCACCACCGGCACCUCAACCACCACAAAUGUCAAUGCCGCAACAACAGAAUUUAUAUCAACAACAGCAACCACAACAGCAGCAAUCACAACAAUCUCAGCAACAACAGCAACCGCCACAAGGAAUGAUGAAUGGAAUAAUACAACAGCAACAAGUUGUACAACAACAGCAGCAACAACAGCAGGUACAACAACAAUUGCCACAACAACAAGUGACACAAUAUCAUGCACCACAGGUAACGCCACAACAAUUAUCACAGCAACCGCCACCACAUCAUCCCCUUUAUACUUCACAGCAUUCGCUUAAUAGUUAUAAUCAGUCGCAAUAUCAACAGCCAAUUUUUAUCACAUCAAAUUCUAAUGCAAAUUUAAAUCAGGCACCACCUCAACCGCCACCACAUCAAAAUGGUGGAAAUCAAAUUUAUUUACCCACAAAUCAUCAACAAUCGCAACAACAGCAACAACAAUCACAACAUCCAGGUAUUCCAACAUCGGCCAGUACGAAUAGUGUAGUAUAUGCUAGCCAACAAUCUGUAGGACCACAGCAACAGCCACAGCAAAUUUUACAACAGCAACAACCUCCGCAACAGAUGCCACCACAAUUAAAUAGUUACGGACAGACAAAUGGACAAACAACAACGGAUGGUCCAUAUGGACAAAUACCGAUGGCUCCACCAAUGAUGCAGCCUCAACCACCACAACAGCAACCACAACAACAACAACAAGCACAAUCAAAUAAUAUUCCAAUGCCACCACCAAUAAUGGGAAGAAUACAAGGAGGUGGUGGAGCAGGAGGAGGAGGAGGGCCGCCGGUAGCACCUCCACCUCCACCAGCUGGUUUUGGACCAAUAUCGAAUAAUUAUAAUUCAACAGGUCCUCCACAACCACCAGCUCCUCCAAUGGCCCCAUUGUGUCCACCACAACCUCCAGCGCCACCAAUGAUGUUAAAUAAUAAUAGUGGAAGUAAUGGGCCAACAGUAGGUGCCCCACCACCACCACCUCCUCCCCCGAUGGGUGGUUUAGCAGCAAGAUCUGAUGAUAAUAGUAUAGGUUCAUUAGCAGCACAAUUACAACAAGCAAGACUUAAGAAAAAUAAUAAGACUACACCACCACCAACUGAAAAUAGCGGUAGCAGUACAUCAAGCGGUGGAAGCGGAAAUUAUGGAACUAUAGGACGCACAACGCAUGGUAUGGCUUCUAUGAUGGAUGAAAUGGCAAAAACUUUAGCUCGUCGAAGAGCUCAAGCUGAAAAGAAGGAUCAAGUCAAUGGUGAAGGUUUAUCAUUAUCAUUAUCAGCGGAUUUGGAUAGUUUAAAGGCUGAAAUAGUAAGAGAAAUGCGAUUAGAAAUUCAAAAAGCAAAACAAGAAAUAAUAGAAGCUAUUAAAUCGGAAUUCAAUAGAAGAUAAGAAAACUGAAACAGAAAAAUAAUCAAAUUUAAAGUAAAAUAAAUAAUAUAGUUUAUAUUCAGCGCAAAAAAAAAUCAACGUUAAUCCAAAUAAACAUUAUCCAAAAUUCAGGUUAUAAAUUAAAUAAAAAAAAAAAUCAUAAAAAGCAAAAAAAAAAAAAGAAUUUUUUUAAAUAAAUAAAUUUAAUAUAAAUAAUUUAUAUUCCAACAAAUUUUAUAAAUAAGUAAUUGAAUAAAAAAAUAAAAAAAAAAUGUAAAAAAAUUACACAAAAAAAACAUAUAGCUACCUAUUUAAUAUUGUAAAAUGUUUUUAAUAAACAAAAACGAAAUUGAACUGAUUUAAAAUAAAAUAAAAAAAAAAUAUUAAAAAUACAAAACAAACGAAAUUACUUACCCUUAAUUCCAAAAAAAAAAAAAAGAAAAACAAAAAAAAAAUUUAAUACGAUUUUCAUCUCAGAUAGAUAGAUAGAUGUUUUAACAUCUUUUUAAAUAUAGCUAUAAUAAAUACAAUUAAAAAUAUCAUUUAAAUUAAAUUUAACAGUAAAUUACUAAAUUAAUUUAAAUCUUUUAUUAGAAUUCAAUGAGUUUCACAAUUAACAACUUCCAUUAGUAAACUAAAAUGUCAAUAAAAAACCACAUUUCUUUUUAGCUUGAAAUUCAAUUUGCCUUGAAUAAUUUAAUUCCAUUCCAUUUUUGUAUAAUUUUUUUAUUGUAAUAUUAAUUUUUUCAUAAUAUUUAGACCCAAAUAAAUGGCCGUUUCUCAGUGUAUCAAAUGCGUGGAACCGACAUUAACCAUGAAUUAUAAGGUGAUAUGACGUACGUACGACAAAUCUCAAUAUAGGUUGCCAACGCAAAUAAUUAUUAUUUUAGUAUUUUCUUUAAAGUCUGCAUUAUUGUACAUUGCAGAACGUACAAUAAAAUGCAUUAGUGAUUUUCGUGUGUGACAAAAUGAAUAACGAAAAUUUUAAUUUUUUAAAAGAUCAAAUUUUUUCGUUUUAUUAGAAUAAUUUUUAUAAUGUCAAUUGCGAAUAUUUCUUAAUUUGCAAAAUCAAGCGUGAUUGAUUUGAUCGCCAAAUUUUCGACAUACUAAGAAGCGGCCAAAAUAGCAAUAGAAAAUUAAAUUAUACAUAUUUCAAAUUAAAAUUAUUUUAAAAUUAUUUAAAAUAUGUAUGUAAAUUAAAUAAAUUUGAUAUUACAAUAGUUUUUUAAAUUUACUAUUAAUUAUAAAUUAAUUAAUGAAUUUUCAAAACUAAAGAAUUAUAUUUUAAAUUUUAAAUUACUUUUAAUUGUAAACUGUAGAUUGUACAUUACCGAAGAGAGCGAUAGGCAGAGGAAUGGCUUAUUGUAGCCCUCCCAUAUCCAACUUACGUUAUUCUAGUUUAAAAAAAAGUACCCGGAGAUAUCACUUGCAAGUCCGUGAUACUCUGGUGUUUGGUACACUGAUGAAUUUUAAGCCAUCAGUGUACUAAACACUAGAACCAGUCGCGUAAACUGGACCACUCUGUCCACAUAUCCAUCGUUCAGGAAACACUAAUUCGUAUCCACAAUCGAAGAUAAACCGCGGAAGAUAGACGUUCGAGAUGGCUAUAUUGAAAAGCUUUUUAUUGUUUCACCAAAAAUUUCUCUUAAUAAUUCUUAAUUUAAUUGAAUUCAAGUAUUUUUAUAAUUAUAUUCAAGUAAUUUUUAUUUAAAACAAAAAGAAACAUAUAAAAAUGUUAAAUAUGUUCUAUUUUUCUUUCAAAUUAAGUAGAUUAAUAAUUAAGAAAAUAAUUUUUUUGUUUUUUAUUUUAAAGAUGU
Messenger RNA from Condylostylus longicornis, 5985 nucleotides. RefSeq names its product protein enabled (gene ena). Gene Ontology annotation, molecular function: SH3 domain binding. The record is from RefSeq and is a predicted model, not a curated record. The transcript is spliced from 10 exons. NCBI's taxonomy places the organism in Eukaryota, Metazoa, Arthropoda, Insecta, Diptera, Dolichopodidae. The coding region runs from base 2213 to 4189 and encodes 658 amino acids.